Archocentrus centrarchus (flier cichlid) is the source of this 885-nucleotide messenger RNA. RefSeq lists its product as uncharacterized. Bases 184 to 885 code for a protein of 233 amino acids. Gene Ontology annotation, cellular component: external side of plasma membrane. The transcript is spliced from 4 exons. Lineage: Eukaryota; Metazoa; Chordata; Actinopteri; Cichliformes; Cichlidae. The record is from RefSeq and is a predicted model, not a curated record. Gene Ontology annotation, biological process: cellular response to lipopolysaccharide; T cell costimulation; negative regulation of T cell proliferation.
UACAGCGUCCUGUAGUUCCUCCCAGAAGGCAGGGGGGUGAAGAGUCUACAAAAUACACUGUUCUGGCUGUACUGAGUGACCUCUGACCUCCUGUGGUCCUGACUCUUCUCCUCUGGCUGUACUGAGUGACCUCUGACCUCCUGUGGUCCUGACUCUUCUCCUCUGCCUCCUCACAGGGAGAAGAUGAUCUGCAGGCUCCUGCUGCUCUUCAUCCUCACCUCGUGUGUCUCUGCAGGAUCAUUUGUAGUGAAUGUGACACAGACCUCCUAUCAGGCCCAGGAGAACCACAGCAUCACACUGGAGUGGACCUUCACAGCAGAGACUGACAGAUCCUACAAACAUCUGAACAUCUACUGUGACCUGAUAACUGAUGAUGGACUCUUCCUCCUGUAUCGCCUUCAUGAUGGUGCUGAGGUCUCAGAGUCUCAGGAUGAGAAGUUUUCAGGGCGAGUCCAGAGUGACAAAGACGCCCUCAGAGAAGGACGAAUCAGACUUCAGCUGUCCAGACUCAGGACUGAUGACUCAGGCCGAUACAGGUGCCAGGUGAUCACGGAUGAUGGCCUCAGCUCUGCUAGCUGCAGACUCACCGUCACUGCAGCUGCUGAUCAGCUCCAACCUCAGAGACCAACUUUAACCCCACAAGAAGAGACAGGAGGAGGAGGAGGAGGAGGAGGAGGGGUGAAUGUUUUUAUUGGUGUGACAGCAGCAGUAUCAUUAUUAGCUCUGAUGGUGUGUGCUUUAAUUUGUUCUGUGCUGAGAAAGAAAGAGAAGAGACCAAACUUCUGUGCAGCUAAGCUGCAUCCACCAGCUCCACCUGAGGACUUCACCCCCCUGAACAAAGCUUCACAGGUGAACUGCUCAGUGGGAGUUUGUGUGGAACCUUGA